Messenger RNA from Mucor mucedo, 1195 nucleotides. RefSeq names its product OTU domain-containing protein 6B-like protein. Gene Ontology annotation, biological process: protein deubiquitination. Lineage: Eukaryota; Fungi; Mucoromycota; Mucoromycetes; Mucorales; Mucoraceae. Gene Ontology annotation, molecular function: cysteine-type deubiquitinase activity. Bases 190 to 1071 code for a protein of 293 amino acids. The transcript is spliced from 5 exons. The record is from RefSeq and is a predicted model, not a curated record.
CCCACAUAACAGCCACCAUGUAUGAACAAGUAAACCUUCAAUGUGCACCUAUUUAAUCCGCUUGGAUGGUCACUAUUAUGCUAAAUGCCAUCUUUUUCAUGCGUGACCGUCGAAAAUGAAUCAUUUAAGCCCUUCAUUUUUUUUUAUUUUUUUGUAAAUAUGUAAACAAAAACUUUCUUAUCAAAUACAAUGUCAAGUGAACCUUUGACAUUAGAGCAACUGUUAGAGGCUCACAAGGAAGAGCAAAAACAACUCACCUCAAAAAUCAUUGGUUUACGUAAAGGUGUACCCAAAAGCAACAAACAGAAAAAACGAGAAGUCAAUUCACGUAUUGCUGAUUUAGAAUAUGAUUUAAAAAAGAAACAGGACGAAGAGAUUAGAGUGUUGAAAGCGGUAGAAGCUGGUAUCGACCCUCACGAAGAACCCAUGGACGACGGUAUUUCGUUAGACCGUCUAGACGCAUUAACCUUGGAUGAAGUGACUGACACGGCUGAACCGGUGAAAGAGCAACCCAAGAAAAAAGUCAACAGAGCCAAGGCAAAAAUUGAAAAGCGAAAUGCAGAAAUGGAGCGUUUACGACUGGAAGCCAUUAAGGAAUCCGAGAACCAGGUUGACCUUGGUGUUAUGGAGACGGAAGCUAUCACGAAACUAAUUGCACCCAUGAACUUACGGAUAAAGCAAAUUAGUGCUGAUGGUCACUGCUUAUAUAACGCUUUUGCUGACCAAUUGAGAACGAGACAUGAAGAGAAUGUGGAUAAAAAGGAACUUCGUCAGUCAGCGGCUGAGUACAUGCGUCAAAACCCAGAUGAUUUUGUACCGUUUUUGUACCUGGAAGACGGCAAUUUUGAAAAGUAUUGUAACGAUGUGGAGCACACAGCUUGUUGGGGAGGACAGUUGGAGAUCGUCGCAUUGGCUAAAUCCAGAAAAGUUCCUGUCGAUGUGAUCCAGAUGGGCGGUCCUACCAUUAAAAUUUGCGAUGAUGAAUACCCCGACAAAACACCCAUCAAAUUAGCUUACCAUAAGCACCUCUUUUCAUUGGGUGCUCAUUACAAUUCCUUGAUUGACCAAUAAGACCAUCUACCGCGAUUAUGUUUCCUCCAUUCAUUGUCCUUUAUUUUUGCGUAAUUUAAUUAAAAUCUUGAAAUUUAUCAAAGUCCACAAUCUCAAUUGUUAUAAAAAGAGACACCAUUGUCCU